Molecule: messenger RNA, 994 nt
Organism: Prorocentrum cordatum
Lineage: Eukaryota; Dinophyceae; Prorocentrales; Prorocentraceae
Source: the annotation of a GenBank genome assembly
GAAGAGCAACAAGUCCUCUUUCGGCAAGAACGUCAACGUGGCCGUGGCCAUCUCCGCAAAGAAGGUGCUCAUGUGCCGCGUUGUGGACGGACGUUGGAGCGCGGCGACGGCGGCGGAGAUGCACCAGGAGGCCUUGGCCCCGGCGCUGCGCAAGGCCAACGCGAAGUCGCGGUCUUUCUUCAUUCUGGAGGACAACGAGCCAACGGGGUACAAGGCCAAGCUCAGCAAAGAGGAGAAGGUGAAAUGCAUUCCCUUCCCCAAACGCAGCCCGGACCUCAACCCCCUUGACUACGGCUUCUGGUCCAUGAUCAAUAAGCGCCUGCGGGGCCAGGGGGCGAAGUUCCCGCCGUCCAAGAAGGAGAGCAGGGCCGCCUUCAUUCGGCGCCUGAAGCGCACCAUCACGCGGGCCCCCUCUGCCACCCUUGAGCCACUGGUGAAGUCCAUGAAGCGGCGCUGCACCGCGUUGCUGGCCGCGAAGGGCGCGGACUUCGAGGAGAAGAGCAACAAGUCUUCUUUCGGCAAGAACGUGAACGUGGCCGUGGCCGUCUCCGCAAAGAAGGCGCUCAUGUGCCGCGUUGUGGACGGACGUUGGAACGCGGCGACGGCGGCGGAGAUGUGCCGGGAGGCCUUGGCCCCGGCGCUGCGCAAGGCCAACGCGAAGUCGCGGCCUUUCCUCAUUCUGGAGGACAACGACCCAACGGGGUACAAGGCCAAGCGCAGCAAAGAGGAGAAGGUGAAGUGCAUUCCUUUCCCCGAGCGCAGCCCGGACCUCAACCCCCUUGACUGCGGCUGCUGGUCCAUGAUCAAUAAGCGCCUGCGGGGCCAGGGGGCGAAGUUCCCGCCGUCCGAGAUGGAGAGCAGGGCCGCCUUCAUUCGGCGCCUGAAGCGCACCAUCAUGCGGGCCCCCUCGGCCACCCUUGAGCCACUGGUGAAGUCCACGAAGCGGCGCUGCACCGCGUUGCUGGCCGCGAAGGGCGCGGACUUCGAGGAGUGA